Rhagoletis zephyria (snowberry fruit fly) is the source of this 3570-nucleotide messenger RNA. NCBI's taxonomy places the organism in Eukaryota, Metazoa, Arthropoda, Insecta, Diptera, Tephritidae. The record is from RefSeq and is a predicted model, not a curated record.
AUGAGGAAGUUUCGCAUUAACGAGCUCUCAUCGAGCAAUGAUGGCGUCAGCACCAGUGGACAGCAGCACCAUGGAAUGCAAUCGCCAUCUUCAAUGUCUCUUGCCUCCUCUUCAACGUCUAUCAAUCACCCGACGCCUGAUGCUCUGAGACAAAGUCUAGCCAGCAACAACGGCAACAACAGCAGCAACAACAACAAUGCGGUCGCAGCAAAUAUGGUGCACUCCUCAACGGAGCCGCAGAGGGCAAAUCAAUAUUACCAUCACGGUGAAAAUCACUUUGUAUUGUCGCAUAAUGACAACAUAAACUGGCGUGAUGAGGCAGACGGCAGCGAAGAAGAGGAAUGUCGCAUAAACUGGCUGCCUGGCUCGUCUGACUUACCGCCGCCACCCCCUCCUCCUCAAAACUUGCAAAGUAAUUUAUUUGGCCAGCACUCUUUGAGUUCCAAUUUGCUUACUCAUCCCGGAGCACCUGUAUACUCAGCAAUGCCUGAGCAAGACUUACGCACUCAGGGACUGAACAACAGUUGUCCAACUGACAGUGCUCGUGUCGGCAGUAGUAACACUGAUAAAAAUCUAGAUUCGAAUUUUAAGGAAAAACAAUUGCGCGAAACAGAAUUUUGCAUUAAUCGCAUUGAAGAUUUACUCUCUUCUUUUAAGAAUCUCUGGAAAACUGACGAACUAGUACAGCUAAAUGGAAACGGUCUUUUUGACGGACAUGUUAAUAACCUCCACGCUAACCUGCCAACUACUUCGUCAUUGUCAUCCUCAAUUGGUCAACGAAAGCCAACUCAAACUGUACCUAAAAUGAUCAACAAUUCAAACGCUUUCAACUAUUCUCAAUCAGGGCAUUCUCAGUCUUCGCCACGAGUUUCUAAUAAUUUUGGAGGUUUUCAAGCAAGUCAAUCAACAAUUCCAAAAAAUACACAGCAGUCACAUGGUGGUUCUGCAGAGGAGAGUUUGCGAAAUAGCAAAAACACUCGGAAGCUGUUUGGUAAUAACCGCCGCACAGUACAAAGUGAUAGCUUUCAGCCGCCGCAGAUGAAUGAAACUGACUUUAACGAGCCCCUUAUUGCUGAAAACUCUCACUUUGUGCCAGAAGGGCGUAUUGACCAAUUCUAUCGCUUGCUCAACGCUCAAAUUAAUACUCUUCACAGUCGAUUGGAACAACUUGCAUUAUCAACAGAUAGUCGUAGUAAGGAAAGCUAUUCGCAGGCUAACCCGUUUAACUUCAAUGAAAGCCUGCUUUCAAAUAAUCCAUCCUACUUUUUGUGUGAUAUUGAAAAUUGUUGCGUGCCUACGUCAGACUUUCAUGAAUCUGGCCUGGCCGAAAGUUCAAAUGAUCAUCAGCGAAGAUUUAAUCAGCAAAUACAUCAACUGCUAAUGCUUCAAAACUAUCAAAUUAACCAGCAGCAUAAACUUAUUGAAAGUUUGAUUCAUACACAGCAAAAAUGGAUUGAAAAACAGCCUGGUACUUCAUUUAAGCCGACUACUUCUGGAGCUCAUACUCACGCUCACGCCCACCGACAUCCGGCAUUCGGUCCAGUGCCAGGAAAUCCAAUGUUCAUCAACGAGAAUCCUCUCAUAAAUAAUUAUCGACAUGCCCGUCCUGACAUAACUCUCAACAAUCUAACUGAACCUCGAAGUAGGGCAAAUAACUUUUUCGAUAACUUUCGCAGCCACACACAUCAGAAUAAGUUGCAGCCUAAUCGUGAAAGCAUUACACUACCCACCAAUCGAGAGCACCAGUUCACGGGUGGUCAUCAUGGCAACAACUGCUCAAAUUCCUGCAUCAACAUGAAUGGCCCGUGCAACAAAAACAGCCGUUCGCAGUUUUUUGCUGGAUUCGGCACGGAAGGAGCUAAAAGUCAACCGAAUGUCUUUAUAGCACCCAAUCAUCAUGGAGCAACAACUCAACAGCAACUGUGCAGUAGCUCACAGUUUAGUGCUCCUCCAAGUACUAGCUCGAUGUUGUUUAGCAGUUUGGAUAAAAAGCAGCUGAAUACCACCAACACCACCACCACUACAGCAAGUGGAGGGAACAAUAACAGCCAACCGUUUGGCAAAACUAUGAUUGGAAAAGUGGCAGAAACUGAUCCGACGACCCACACAAAGGUGAAUCUAUCUGGCGGCUCAAGACAAAGCUUUACGUCGCCGUUUAACGCUUCAAAUGAUCAUAAUAACAGCAGCCACAAACGUAAGAAAACGAGCAACGUAAACAGUGUCGAUCCUAGCAGUCUUUUGACUGAACAUCAUUUUCACGAGGAGGAUGGUGAGUUUAACGGCGAUGAAGAUGAGGACGAUCACGACAGUAUUGACAUGGAGCCAAGUGUCUUUGAUUUAAACUCCCGUGUCAGUGGAAACUCGUUGCAGAACGAGUCGAGUAUUUUUGGUGCGUCUUCCAGUUUGGCUAAUUCUAUUGGCAUACCUACUUCACUGCCCAGUGGCUUUCACCAGGACAAAUGCAGCUUUCAGGUGCCGCUGACUAUUCUGCCGCACACUGGUGCUAUUCGCAAAAAGCCAAUGUACGACAACUUUAAGUUUGCAGCAACGGACAAUCAAAAACUAUCGGUCAUGCAGAACCAUACACCUAAGGAGAAAGGAGACUCCACUAACAGUGCCUUUGCCAGUGCUAAUCUCGGCGGUAUUGCUAACGAAAGUAUUCGGCCUCUGAUGCCAGCCGAGGGACGAUCAAGUGAACAGAUGCUGGCUGUGGCACCAGCUUCCAAUGCAAUGGUUAACGUCACUGUGCCAAAGCCGAAGCUGCCCAGUUCUUCGCAAAAAUUUUCCACUCGUCCUCCAAUUGCCGGCGCUGGAAAUGAGGCGUCGAGCUUUAUGAGCAAAUCGACUGCCACUUACGCUCACCCCAGCCAGCAGGACUCCUUGGUCAGCAACUGCGUACUGGACGAUGAUAUCAAGUGGAAUCAGUUGAAUGGCAGUGACACCUAUAACAAUGGCGGCACUGAUCUGAUGGCGCCUCCAAGCAGCAGUGAAGUGGAUGGACAAAAACAAACAGUAAUUGACUCACCUUCUGUCAGCGGAAGUAGUGAUAGUGCGGAAAUGGUCAGUCGAGCGGAGCUGUCUUCCACUUUGCACUUGGAUGACGAAAGACUGUUGGAUGGUAGCACUGAACCUAAACCUUCACCGUCACCUAGCAAAUCAAAAUCAAAGGAUGGCGCCAGCAAAUGUGAAUCUUCAUUUUUGAUUUCGUCAAGUGGUCUUGUCAAUUCGAGUCAAUCUAGUACGAGCACUUGCACCUCCACUACAGGACACACUAGCCUAGGCAACCAUAAUCAUAAUAAUGGCGCUACAAGUGCUGUCAACAAGAGCAUAUCAUUGGCUGAGACUGAGCAGCAGCAGCAUAACGCCACCAAUUCAGAUAAUAACCAUAAUGCCGCGAAUGGUCGUUUUCUUCCGGACGAAGUGAUUCGCGUCAACGGACAGCAUCAGAUGGAAGGCGAUGGCGAUCUGGAAGAAGAUAAAGACACCGAUGUAAGACUGCUAUCGCUGACAAAUGCUGUUGAAGUUCGCUCUACUGUGCGCCUUUCAGGUGACGGAGAACAAGGCCUGUGA